AUGGCUGACGUAAAUUUUCAUAGUGGUCCUGCCUACACGCUGGGCAUGCUGCUGCCGCGGAAACAGACUUCACUCCGAGUGCCCGGCCCCAAGUACGACCUGAGCAACUUCACCCGUCACGGACCGGUCAGAGUGAUAGGAGCCUCGCUGGCGUCCAAGUUAAAAGUACAGACUACGCGUACUCCCGGGCCGGCCGCGUACAACACAGUGCCCUGCAUGUCCGCCACAUUGCCCACGAUACCGUUGUGUUUCAUAGGGACGAGACGCGACUGUCUGAAGAAAACCACACGCACGCCGGCGCCGAACGCUUACGCCUUGUCCACUACCAUCGGCAACCAAGCGCCCGACAUGCCGUCCGCGCCCAUGUACACGAUUUCCGGUCGGCCGGCCGAACCAGGACGCGGGGGCGUCGGAAGGCGGGGAGCGGCGUGGUACUCGUCACCGGGACCGGCGCGGUACUCGGCCGUCGCGCUGGACCGUUUCAAAAACCAGACGCCCCGGCCCGUGAUGCUGGGCAGCGUCAAUCAGCGGACGCGCGGAAAUCGCACGCCCGCGCCCAACGCCUACUACCCUGCCACCGACACGGCGUCCCGUUACGCCAACGCGCCGCAGUUCUCCAUCGGCGGCCGUGUAACCCGUGCAAAUUCGUACUACACAGCCGCCGACAAGGUACCCGACUGGGAAUGA
This is a messenger RNA of Rhopalosiphum padi (bird cherry-oat aphid), 687 nucleotides long. Its product is annotated as protein CIMAP1D-like. The transcript is spliced from 2 exons. The coding region runs from base 1 to 687 and encodes 228 amino acids. Lineage: Eukaryota; Metazoa; Arthropoda; Insecta; Hemiptera; Aphididae. The record is from RefSeq and is a predicted model, not a curated record.